AGCGAGGGCAGCACAAAAGGCCACAGGAAUUCGGUCCGAGUCUGACUCUGAGAUGGGUGUUUAUCGUGCUGCGUUGCGCCCUAGUUUCUUUUUAGGUUAAAAUCCGUGCAGAUACGGAAAUGGAUCCCGGUGAAGACUGGAUCAAGAGUGAAAACAAAGAGGAAGUUUCCCAGCAACUGAACCAUGACCCAGGGAAUCCUGACAAGCCAUCCAAAACAUUAUGGGAGGAGAGUGAAGACUUCCUGGAUUCUGAACAGCCUGAAGGCCGCAAGAGGGACUUGGAGACUCCUCAGGAUACGUUCUCCAGGGAAAUCUGUUUUGACUAUGUGAACGGCCCUGGGAGGGUCCACCCAAAUGACAAGCCAUUCAAGUGUGAUGUUUGUGAGAAGAGCUUCCGUCACAGUUCCAGUCUGCUUACCCAUCGGAGGCUCCAUACAGGGGAAAAGCCUUACAAAUGUACUGACUGUGGGAAAAGCUUUAACACCAGUUCAGCCCUCAUAGUACACCGCAGGACCCAUACGGGGGAGAAAUCUUACGUGUGCUCAGACUGCGGGCGGUGCUUCAGUGAAGGCUCGGUGCUCAUCAAGCACUGGCGAAUCCACACAGGAGAAAAGCCUUACAAGUGCUCAAUAUGCGGGAGGGGCUUCCGUCAGAGCUCGCAACUCCGUGCCCACGAGAGGACCCACACGGGUGAAAAACCCUAUGAGUGCCAAGACUGUGGGAAAUGUUUCAGCACCAGCUCGAACCUCUCAGCCCAUCAGAGGACCCACACUGGAGAGAAGCCCUACAUAUGCACGGAAUGCGACCGGCGCUUUGGCCACAAGUCACAUCUCAUCUCCCACCAGAAAACCCACACGGAAAAACUGCACGCUUGUCCCGAUUGCCCUGCGAGCUUCCGCAUGAUCCACCAGCUCCUGGUCCAUCGCAAAUCCCACCAGGAGGAGAGGCGCUACAAAUGCCUGCUCUGCGGGAAGACCUUCAGUUACAGCUCAGCCCUCCUUGCUCAUCAGAGGAUGCACACGGGGGACAGGCCUUUCAAGUGCCUAGAAUGUGGGAGGAGUUUCAUUCGGAAUUCGGACCUGAACAAACACCAAAGAAUCCACACGGGCGAAAAGCCCUAUGAGUGUCCCGAGUGUGGGAAGAGGUUUAAUCAGAGCUCACACCUGGUCAGCCACCGAAGGGUCCACUUUAAAAACACUGCAAAACAUUCUGGUGUGAACCCAGUGACUCCAGUGCAGCAAGAGACAGAACCUUUCUGAAGCUCCACUUCAUUUCUCUACUCUACUUCCAGCUGGGUUUUUUUAAUAAGCUAUUUAAUAAGCAUGAACUAGAUUGGGUGUAUUCCAUGGUUUUAAACAAAUCAAAAUUCCGCACCAAAGUAAUUCAAAUUAUCCAUCAAGGAAAGAUAAGCAAAUUAUCUAAAUUAUAUUUGCAUUUUUUUAGAUAAUUUGUUCUGCUUCUGCAGAUCACAUUGAAAUGCAAAGAGCUAUGUAAGUAGUUAAAGCUUCACUCCUAAACAGUGAACACACAUGAAACUGCCUUAUUUUGGGGUUAUUAAGUUUUCUUGUUUAUUCUAUACUUCAGAAAUGAAGCUUAAAAGUGAAAAGACGUUCUUGUUUUAAUGAUCUUCAGAUGCACCAAGAAACAAAAGGGCUGGUUUGAAUCAGACUGAACUUAUUUUACGUGGGUUUAUUUGUAUGGACUUCCAGCCGUUUACUUCAAAACUGAGAAGUGUUUCCACCCCCGUAUAAUUACCAUGCUCCAUUAAAGCAUUUACCUGUAUCUUAAGAAAACAUUUGAGAUUAGGAACAGGGUAACAAAAAAGCAGCUGUAUUUUUAAAAAUUAAUAAAUGGAUAUCUUUAUCAUCAGCCAUCAAGAAAUGAGAUAUUAGCUGGAUAGUGUACUCUAUUUCCUUCUCUUUGAAAGACAUUUAUAUGGCAGUUAUUAAAGAAUUUGGUCCAGUGAUGAUUUC
Messenger RNA from Heteronotia binoei (common prickly gecko), 1973 nucleotides. Its product is annotated as zinc finger protein 239-like. The coding region runs from base 120 to 1259 and encodes 379 amino acids. The record is from RefSeq and is a predicted model, not a curated record. NCBI's taxonomy places the organism in Eukaryota, Metazoa, Chordata, Lepidosauria, Squamata, Gekkonidae. The transcript has 2 exons.